CAUAAAGCACACUCCGCUGGUCUCUUGCCCUUUUCUGUGGUAUCAAUAGUUUUCUCUCCCCCUCUUUCUCUCCCUUUCUCUCCUUCCUCUCCCUUCCUCUCCUUCCUCUCCCUCCCUCCCUCCCUCCCUUUCCCACCCCUUAGCGUUCAACCGUGGUGUAACAGCAAGGUCUUCCGUGCUUGGUCUUGAACUAUCAUCGUGUUGUGAGGCAUCCGGAAUUGACAUCUCUAGUAGAUUCUCCAGCUGUGGAUCUCUAGUUCUCCGCAAGGGGGAACCUAUACUUUCUAACUGCAUUCGAAAGGCUCUCUCACCCGAACGAUUUCUAGCCCCAACUUCAUGUCUAAACAAUCCAACGGCACUAAUGGCGCCCCUCCGGCUGAGGGGAGUGCUACCCAAAUUACCGUCGUUGCUCCGGUUGACGAAAAUUCUGUCGAAGCUGCCAAGGAACUCUCCACUGCUGAAAGGCUCAUGCAGCAGCACGCCAUAGUUGCUCAGAGGGAGGCCACCACUUCCCAGGCCAAGAAUGAAGACGCUACUGUCACUGAUGCCCCUAUUGCCAAGGUUGAGAAGAGAUUCCCAAAGCAGAAUGAGAAGCCUGAGGUCCGUGGUCUCGAUGUUUCCUCCGAUGAAGCUUUCCCUACCCUCGGCGGUGGUUCCGGCAAGCCUAACCUCGCACGCGUUCCCUUCGGAUGGGGUGCUGGUAUGGCUGCCCCGAUGGCAAAUGGUAAUGGGUAUAAUGGGGAAUCUGCAACAGCUUCUGCUAGUGCUUUCACUCCAGCCGUACAGGGGUCUAGUGGUCAGUCUACCAUUUACCUCUUGCCGACUCAGAAAAGACAUUUGAGCGAGCUGAGGAAGCCUCCUAACGAAUUGGCCAAGGAUAUCAUGAGAAGCACUGGUACCAAGAUUGAGAUGCAACAGACAUCUACGCAAACUACUGUCUUCAUUAUCUCUGGAACCGAGGCCAACAGGCAGAAGGCUAACAGAGAAAUUCACAAAGAAAUGUCUGCGAAGAAAACUGUUACCAUCGAGGUUCCGGCCAUUGUGAGACCUCACAUUAUCGGGAAAGCGGGGAUCAAAGUUCAAGAAUUGGAGAGUAUGACCGCUACCCGGAUUAAAGUUCCACAGCUGCAGGCCUCCGACGGACCACCCGCCGAGUAUGACGAUGAGGACACAAUCGAUAUCACAAUUGAGGGAGACGAAUAUGGCGUUACGAUUGCUGUGCACAAGAUCAAAGAAAUUGUUGCGGAGAGGACGAUCACUGUUACUACUCGUAUCCUUGACAUCCCUGGCGAAUUGUAUCCUUUCAUCCAAGGCCCGCACCGAAAGUUUAUCGAAGAGUACGAGACAAAGGUUCAGAGAGUACAGGUUCCUGACUACUUUUACUCGGCUAAGAAUCAGCCUUUCAGCCCUCCCUCCGGCCCCAUCGUUAUUACUGGUGAAAAGAGAGCGGUCCAGGAGCUUCGCGCUGAGAUUGAGCGCAAGGCCACAGAGUUCAAGGCUACCUUUCAUUCUGUCCCGGUCCCCGUCAACAAGGCAAAGCACCGUUUCUUCACUUCAAACAGAGGCCAGCUGAUACACCAGGUUCUUGCCACGGCAGGGUGCACCGUUAUCUUACCCGAGGGCGCCAAGGUUGAUAGCCUCAUCGUUUAUGGGCCGAGUGAUAAGAUCCCACAGGGCUACCAAGAGGUCAUGAAGGCAUCAAAUGCUUAUCAACAAGUUGCGAUCGAUGUGUGCAAGGCCUAUCCCAAAGCUCCCGGUGGGCCCAAACUCCCAGCGCGAGAUAUAACCCGCUAUCUCGAUCACACGGGGGAAUUCCAAUCGCUCCAAUCCGAGUUUGAUCUUGAAAUUACAACUCCCUCUCGUGACGAGCUGUAUGACCUUGACAAACCAUGUGUCAUUCAUAUUAUUGGAAAGUCAAAGGAUGGUGUUAAUGGGGUGAAAGCUAAGAUCCAGGAGCUCUACAGCAAACUAACGCCAGGCCAUAUCUUGCGGUUCGAGGUUGAACCUUUGCAUCAUAGAUUAAUUGUUGGAAGGGAUGGUCGAGGUGUCAGAAGGAUUACUGAGAGAUUCCUCGGCCUUUGUCUUCUACUCCCGGAAGAUGUGGGAGAGGCGGAGAUUGUUUUGAUCUAUGAUGGGCCUUCCCAAGACCCCGAAGAAAUUUCUAAGUCACUCGAGGAACUUAAGGAGCAUGUUUUGUCGUUGGUUGAGGCUCAGAAAUUUGAUGUUGCGGAGAAGAUUAUUACCAUUCCACAUGGUUUUCAUGCUAAGGUUCGGGGAGAGGAAAACACUACUCUUAAUGCUCUGAAUCCAACCUCUGUCCAUGUGUAUUUUGGUGCGCUAAAAGCACGGCUCGGAAACCCAGCAGCAGCUGCCUCACCAGGCGAUGAGGACAAUAUUACUAUCCGUGGAGCUAAGGCGGGUGUUGAUAAUUUGGCCACAGCGAUCAAACAAUUUGUUGCGAGCAUCCCUGAGGAUGGAAACAUCCCCACUGUGUCCGAACAAUUCACUUAUCCUACCGAGCUAUCCGCUCAGUUGAUUGGUGCAAAGGGUGCUAAUGUCAACAAACUAAGGGCUGAACUUGGGGUGGAAAUCAAUCUUAAAGAGGGACAGGGCGAGAUCAGGGGCAUUCAAGUUGCUGUGGAUGCCGCCAGGAGAAAACUCAGCCUCCAAAUUAAGGAGCUCUCGGACAAAGAUAUCAAACAUCUCAAGAUUCCUCAAGAGUUUCACUCUACCAUCAUUGGUUCCGGGGGAAAUUCAGUUCGCAAAUUGGAGACAAGAUAUGGUGUUCGUAUUAUGUUUCCUAAGCCAGGCAGGGAUAAGGAUGCCGAUGGCGCCGACGUCCCUGCCAAGCAGGAUGCGAACGAGGUCAUUGUCAAGGGUGGCAAGGAUGGUGUAAGCAAGGCCCGCGACGAGAUUCUUGCAUUGUUGGAGUAUGAGAAGGGUAAGAGCUUCACUACUAGUAUCCCCAUCACGGGACGGGGACUUGAGUUCAUGUUCAAGAAUGCCUCCAAGGAGAUUAAGCAACUCAGAGAUGAUUCAAGUGUCAGGCUUGAUAUCCCACAGCGCGAUGCUAUUGGGAAGGACGAACAGGCCGUCAUCAAGAUCCGUGGAACUGAAGAUGAAGUCAAGAAUGUCAAGACAAUCUUGUCCAAGAUUGUUAAAGAGGCAGAGCAGACCACACAGCGAAGUAUCAGUGUUGAGAAGAAGUACCAUCGUUCAUUGAUCGGCCCGGGAGGUCACACUCUCAAGGAGAUUGUUGUUGGUGCUGGUGGCCCUCAUGAUAAACAUGCGCUUGCUCGCACAGUACGUUUCCCGAACCAGGAGUCCGACAGCAGUGAGAUCAUUGUUCAAGGAAGCUCCGCAGUUGUCGAUAAGAUCGUUGCCGCCAUUGAGGAGAUUGUGGAGCAGAAAAAUAGCGAGAUCACCGGGACCGUUGAAGUUGCGCCAGAAAAGCACAGGCAUCUCAUUGGGCGCGAGGGAAGCAUCCGUCGGGAGUUGGAAGCCAAGUUCAGGGUUACCAUCGAUAUUCCCCGGCAGAAACCUGGUCAAACCAAUACUAGCCCUGAUGUCAAGAUCACUGGUAUCGCCGAGGACGUUGAUAAGGCCAAGGACCAUAUUCUUGAAAUGAUCAAGGAACCCGAAAGUGAGACAAUCGAGAUCCCCACUCGCCUGUAUCAUGCUAUCGCCGACGGUGGCCAGCUUAUCCGUCGCCUCCAACGAGAUUUUAGGGUAUCUAUCGACCACAACGGACAGCAGCGCCCCCCGAAGCCUGAAGAGCCGGAACCCGAUCUCAGUGGCUCUUUUCCAUUGAUCACCGAUGAUGAAGAAGAUGCCUCGCAAGGCUUUACUUGGGAAGUUGUGGAAUCAGAUAAUCAGGGUGGUGAAGAGGGUGACUUUCCAUGGGUUAUCAGAGGGAAGCUAGAGCAAAUCGCGAAAGCAAAGGCCGAGAUUGCGAAAGCUGUCGCGUUAGCACAACAGCAGUCAUAUAUAGGAUACCUUGUCCUACCGGACUCUUCCAAGUUCCGCCUCAUCAUUGGGCCUAGUGGAAGUCAGGUGGAGAAGAUCCGCCGUGAUACUAGUUGCCGCAUUGCAGUCCCCCGUAGCCAGGACGUUGGUGAGCCGAUUGUCAUGCACGGAAGCAAGGAGGGUGUCGAAAGGGCCAAAGAGAUAAUUCUCGGUCUGGUCAAUAAUGGAGAUUCUAAUGGGCAUGGGCGUCGUCGUGGUAAUGGCAACGGCGGUGCCUAAUUUGCCCACUUUGUUGAAUCGUGUCAUUCUAAAGGAUAUUGGUAACCUUUCGGUGUUUUAUUUCAAGGGUAGGGUCGAUUGGCUCUGAUAUUGGAGGUUAGGUCGGCUCGGGGGGUUAGUCAGGGGAUAUUAAUGGAGCGAGAAAAAUAAAAAAAUAAAAAAAUAGAUAGUUCUCAUGUA
Messenger RNA from Tuber melanosporum (Perigord truffle), 4425 nucleotides. RefSeq lists its product as uncharacterized. NCBI's taxonomy places the organism in Eukaryota, Fungi, Ascomycota, Pezizomycetes, Pezizales, Tuberaceae. The coding region runs from base 337 to 4245 and encodes 1302 amino acids. Gene Ontology annotation, biological process: nuclear division. Gene Ontology annotation, cellular component: nucleus; cytoplasm. The record is from RefSeq and is a predicted model, not a curated record. The transcript is spliced from 5 exons. Gene Ontology annotation, molecular function: mRNA binding.